UAAACUCCCUCUAAAGGAUCUUGUCGACGGCUGCGCCUUGAGGUUGAAAUAGGGAAAUUAAGUUUCUGUCACUACUGUUAUAUGCAGCGAAGGGCUUUUUUUACUUUUUAAUGGAAAUGCUUUGUGAGCGGUAUUUAUACCGUAUAAUUGUUUACAUAAUUAUAUGUUCUCGCUGUCGUAUUUUGUCUUUUUACAACGGGCAAAAGCACCAGCUACUGUAUCGCAACGGUGACAGAGCGACUUGAUCAGCCAACCCGGUGUUUUGUGUGCAACUGCUACAUCAACUGCUCGUUCGGACUGCUUUGUUGGCAUAUAAUCCACGUGCGCCGAGAAGAAGAUCUGAAUCUGUUUUCGGAAACACGUAUGAGUGAGAUGAAUAUCUUGGUAUACGGCGAAAUUUAAAUACUUACAAUUGUUAGAGGCCCCUCUGGAUGAACUGGAAGCAAUGUCGCGGUAUCAUCCUUUAUUAACGGAUUCCAGUCAAAUCAGCUAUCGUAACACUGUCGCUGUCCGCAACCUCGACGACACUUGGUGGCUGGGAUACAUUCAGAAUAUAGAAGGCAACCGCGCCUUCGUCCAUUUUGACUGUAAGACGGUCGAAGCUCGCUGGAUGCCCAUGAAAGACGUCUGGCCUCUGCCAUCCUACUGGGACACCGUGGUUUCCAGUGAAGGUUACAUUAACAUUCCCAUAUUUGCGGCACUGCGUGAUAACGAUAAAGGACCGCUUCGCUUCCGACCAGCCGUUAUGAUAAACCGACUCUUGGCGUGUAAUGUGGAGUGCGAAAUGUUUUGCAUCAGAACCGACGGUUGUAGUUCUCGUUUCGAGGUGGUCCACAAAGACCAAGUGGCCACUGAGCUUCCGCCCAGUCCACCCCGUCAAGGCUGGGGUCUGUUGUAUACCAAGCACUUCGUCCCGUUCGGCCAAGCGAUAGCCGUUCUUAGCGACCCGUCCGAUAAGUUUCGCAUCAUCAAGCAUGUUCGCGACGCCAUUGAAGCUAGGAUGGAAUUAACUCGUACAUAUAUUAGAAACUGCUGCCGAUUUCAUCUACGCAUCGAAUCUGAACGUUGCAUGUUUAUCGUUAUCAGUCGCGACAACGGCGCGGAAUCGACGUACUGGUCUGAAACCCUGCUAAAAAUUCUGGAAACUCAUCUAGCCGGUCGGAAUAAUUUACCGCCCAUCCAUAAGCCAGCACUAGUACUUCAAGCGAGUGCAAACAUAUCUUACGAAGCCGAAGGCGGAGUUGAUGCAUUGAUGCCGAAUCAUUUGACGCCUUCGUUGGUGAGUGACAUCUUGUCCCAUUUGGAUCUGCACUCGCAAAUGAAAGCAAAACGGGUGUGUGCCUUAUGGGAAUUGCUGCUUAGCAAUUCUAGGAUGAAGGAGCAUGUCAGCAUCUCUUUCGAAAGCUGCUGGAACCUCAAAAUGGACACCGAUAACUGCUUCAAAGCGGCCUCUCUCCUCAGCCGCUCAAUCAGCUCAACGACCAUCAGUCUCACUUUGUUGAGAGUCUUCCCGCCAAUCUACAUUCACUCUGAAUUUAUAGGCGCGAUGUUCGAUGCCAUUAAAAUUAAGCUGCCUUUGCUGGUACUCAAAGACCAUAAUGAGGUCGCACCAGAAUGUUUUGGACAAAAACGAUCGUAUUUAAAGCAUGGGGCAGCGUGGAAUAUGACGCUGUAUAAGCAUACAUGCGACUCCGUCGUACUACGCAACUGGACAGUAUCCGAUCUGUUCGGUCGACACAUGUUCAAAGUCUUUGUGAUCCAGAGCACGCUACCUGACGGCGUUUACCUGCCAGAGCAUGAGCAGAAGUGGAUGGUACCCUACAAGUGGCAGCCCGAACAUAUGACCAGCAUAGACAAACUGCAAAUUACCAUUCCGAAGCUCCUUCUUCCCUGUAGCGAAGGCAAGUUGCGCAUGACCAGUCGCGUGAUGUGCGCUCUGAAUGACAACUUUCCGCUGGUCACGGAGGAGAUGCUAAUAAAGGUCACGGCUGUUCAUGCGCGGUGGCUGCGGACUCUGGUCUAUCCCGAGGACUGGCGGACCAUUCGCCACUACCUAAUGCUCCGAUACUGGUGCUGUUCCCAUGACGGAGGCCGCGUUUCCGCGUUGGAUUUCUAUGCUGAUGCGUUGGCGCAGAUACUCCGUCGCCCGUACCUCGCCUGUUUCCAGUUGUAUCAUCUUCCCGACUUCGGUGACCAAACGAGAGGCGUCCGGUCCGACUGGUCCGAGUGUUUCGACGCCUACUGCACGGAACAAGUAAUCUCGGGUUCAGCGGGUUUCACUCGGAUGGAAGUCCAAAAGAGUGGGACGAGGUUGAUCUGAGGGUUGUGGAUGUAUCCACAUGGAGCAAACUAGCCAUAUACGGGAUAAACGAGAUGUUCCGAGUGUAAUUAAACAUGCACAGAGUAGCAACAUUAUCGAUCUUGUUUGGAAUGAUUUUUCCCGGCAUCGCUACCAGUAUAGCACCAGCAGCAGCAGAUCCCGGGUAACAAGAAACGGAAACCUUGAGGGGAGUUUUCUGCGCGUAUCGCUGCCAAGUGCCAAUGGUUCAUUUUCGGUCUACAGUAUUUAAAGGCAACACUGAUUGGACAAUUGAUGUCUUUCUUUCUGGGUUCUGAGCUGUGGAAACAUCCUGUGUGCCUGUUUAACGGUUCCUUACUUAAUGCUUCUUAUUUUCCUACGGAUCACUUAGCUUUUGACAACGUUUAAAUGUCUCAAAUGAAUUUAUUAUGAAGUAGUGUCACCGCGCUUGCGAAUUUUCAUUUUGGUGGCUAUUGCGUGUUAAACUUCUCUGUUUCGAUAUCGAUACGCAGUACGUACUCGUAACAACUAACAAUAUCUGAUACAAUAUCUGAUAUGUAACAAUAUCUGUAGAUCAUGAGUGCAGA
This is a messenger RNA of Paramacrobiotus metropolitanus, 2886 nucleotides long. RefSeq lists its product as uncharacterized. The transcript is spliced from 8 exons. Bases 446 to 2320 code for a protein of 624 amino acids. Gene Ontology annotation, molecular function: protein binding. The record is from RefSeq and is a predicted model, not a curated record. Lineage: Eukaryota; Metazoa; Tardigrada; Eutardigrada; Parachela; Macrobiotidae.